AUGGCAGGGACGGCGCAGGCAAAGGCCGAACCAGAACGCCGAACCAGAAGGCCAAACGAGAAGCCCACAGGUUUGGCUUGGUGCGGGUGCCGGAGCCGGGUAGGUUGGAGCGGUCUGCAGAGGAAAGAGGGCGAGGACGAAUCACAGGGCGGCAAGGACAGCGUGGGCAGCGUGCGUGUGGAGCGUCGAGGUGCAUGGCGCUGUGGUGUUGGCUGGUGUUGGCUGGUGUUGGCUGGUGCUGGUGCUGGCGCCGGUGCUGGUGCUGGUGCUGGCGCUGACACAAUCGAUACCGCUGGUGGUGCUGGUGCUGACACAAUCGAUACCGCUGGUGCUGGCGCUGACGCAAUCAAUACCGCUGGUGGUGCUGGUCCUGACACAAUCGAUACCGCUGGUGGUGCUGACACAACCAAAACCGCUGGUGGUGCUGGUGCUGAUACAAUCAAUACCGCUGGUGGUGCUGGCGCUGACGCAAUCAAUACCGCUGGUGGUGCUGGUGCUGACACAAUCGAUACCGCUGGUGGUGGCUGGGGAAGGAAGAGCGGUAUGCAGUGUGCCGGCGGGCAGACUGACGACAUGGUAGGGCAGGCAGGCAAUAGGCAACCACCGUCUUCCGUCUAUGGCCUACCGUCCGCGCCGGUCUGCGAAUGA
Ascochyta rabiei is the source of this 648-nucleotide messenger RNA. RefSeq lists its product as uncharacterized. The coding region runs from base 1 to 648 and encodes 215 amino acids. The record is from RefSeq and is a predicted model, not a curated record. Lineage: Eukaryota; Fungi; Ascomycota; Dothideomycetes; Pleosporales; Didymellaceae. The transcript is spliced from 2 exons.